Molecule: messenger RNA, 4177 nt
Organism: Paramisgurnus dabryanus
Lineage: Eukaryota; Metazoa; Chordata; Actinopteri; Cypriniformes; Cobitidae
Gene: ehmt2
Product: euchromatic histone-lysine N-methyltransferase 2
Biological process (GO): peptidyl-lysine dimethylation; negative regulation of transcription by RNA polymerase II
Cellular component (GO): chromatin; nucleus
Molecular function (GO): p53 binding; zinc ion binding; histone H3K9 methyltransferase activity
Source: RefSeq, a predicted model, not a curated record
UGCACAAGCACUUUGAAUUACCUCUGUGUAUAAAAUGUGCCUCUGUGGGACCUUUAUUUUAACAUGUGUCGCGAGCUGAUGCUGUGGCUGCUCUCCUAGCGUGACGUCAUCACGCAACAUGUCGGCAGCUGAGCGAGCGCGCGAGAUCAUAUCAGAUGGCUCUCCACACUCCAGCCAUGAACAGUUGUUUACACCUAUAAAGAGAAAACAGAUGGAAGAUGAGGGACUGCCAGCCACCUCCAGCAAAACUUUAACAGGCAGUGGUGUAAAAGCACCAAUCUCUGCCAUCUCAUCUCCAUCUUCAGCGUCUGGUAGAGCUAAGAUGAGUGUCUGUGGACCCGGCAGUAAGACGGCUUCAUCUUCAUCCUCCUCAGUUCUGUCUGCAGCAACUACCCCACCCAAAAUCCACCGCGCACGUAAGACCAUGAACAGACCUCCGUUUCCACAGAUAAAGUCUAUAGGGUCGAUUUUAACAUCUACACCUGAGGAACCUCUCAACAGCAGUAAAACAGCCACUGACGCAGUUGGAAAGAAGCGUAAAGUUGUGUUGGUCUCAGAUGACACAUCGCCCUCUUCAGGAACUCAAGAGAAAGUUCCCAGACCUCAGUCAGAGCCUUUACUGGCUGUGUCUCCACCCGUGGAGAAGUUGGAGCCAGUUGCGACUAAAGAGCGUGAUCGUGUUUGGCUGGAGGAUCUUGAUGAUGAGGCAGAUGAGGAAGAUUUCCACCUGCUGUACAACACUUAUUCAGGAGAUGAUCUGAUUUACUCGGACAGCAAGUCAGAUGAUGGGUUGACAGAAGAGCCACAGGAGGCGGGGCAUCUCUCUGAACAUAGCUCUGGGUCCGACAGACCCCUCGCUGCUCUUAAGAAAACGGGAGGAGAGAGAGAUGAGUCGCCAUGGAAACGACAAGGAAAGGGUAAAGGAAGAGAUAAACCCCCUGUUGGACAGAUGGAGGCAGAUAAAGGUGUUGCGAGCGCAGCUUCGGUGAGUGGGACGGACUACACUGAAGUUCCUCUGGAUGCGCUGAAUAUUUCUGCAGGCGACAGAUUCUCUCCGAAUGCAGAUGGCAGUGAUGCAGAAACCGAACAUCUAGAAGAGCUUCCUUUGUGUAGCUGCCGGAUGGAGGCACCACGUGUGGAUGGAUUCAGUUCUCGCUCCAGUCGAACAUGUAUGGCCAUCGAGAGCGUCAAUGGAGAGUUGGUGGGCUGUACCAAUUUGAUCGUGAAAGGGGAGACGAUGCGUCCGUCCAGCCGUGUGUCUCUUAUGGUGUUGUGUGAGACACAUCGCUCACACAUGGUCAAACAUCACUGCUGUCCAGGCUGUGGAUAUUUCUGCCUUUCUGGAACGUUUCUCGAAUGUUGUCCGGAUGUUCGUAUCGCUCAUCGAUUCCACCGCGGAUGCGUGUCUGUGCUGGGUGGUGGGCGGAGUCGAGGAGGAGUGGGCGUUGGCCUGUUGUUCUGUCCUCACUGCGGUGAAGAUGCAUCAGAGGCCCGUGAGGUCACCAUCCCCACAGCGCCACCUUCAGGCAGUAAUGUGGUGAUGGCGAGCGCGUCAUCCACCACGGCCACGCCCUCCCUACUUCCGUCUGCUCUCGCUGUCACAUCACAACUGCUAAACAACGACAAAAAAACAGGAGAGCCAGUCAACGCGAGGAUGCGUUGCCGUGGAGAUGUCAGAAAAGGGGCGGACCUACAACCUCCAAAUACCACACCAGGAGGAGGCGGAGCAGGGGAUCCGGUCGCUCUGGGUGAUGGCGGUGUGGACAGCGUAGGACCGUCACUUGUCCUACCCAAUGGAAAGCCCAUUUGCCCCAGCGCGCUUCCCCCCGGAGACAGAAGGGCGGCGCUGCAGAGAGCAAUUCUUACACAGGAUACUGAAAGGAGGAAGAAGUUGCGCUUUCAUCCCCGUCAGCUCUAUCCGGCAGCCAAGCAGGGUGAAGCUCAGCGGGUUUUGCUCAUGCUCAUGGAGGGCAUCGACCCGUCGUAUCAGUCAGACUCUCAGAAUCGGCGUUGUGCUUUGCAUGCAGCUGCUCAGCGGGGUCUGCUGGAGAUUUGUUACCUGCUUGUACAGGCAGGCGCUAAGGUGGACGCCCCAGAUAAGACCCUGAGGACCCCUCUGUUAGAAGCAAUAGUGAACAAUCAUGUGGAGGUGGUGAAGUACCUGAUCCAGAACGGAGCCUGUGUUUACCACGCUGAGGAAGACGGUUCUACUGGGCUUCAUCAUGCUGCUAAAAUGGGAACAUUUGAGGUGGUGAAUCUGUUACUGAGCACUGGACAGGUGGACAUUAACGCACAGGACAGCGGCGGUUGGACGCCCGUCAUCUGGGCGGCUGAACACAGACACAUAGAUAUCAUCCGAGCUCUGUUGAACAGAGGAGCGGACGUCACGCUCAGAGAUAAGGUAAAUGUCUCAUAUGCCGUCUUAAUAUCCUCCGUCUCUGUUUGUGACGCUGUCUUUUUGUCCGUACAGGAAAUGAACGUUUGCCUUCAUUGGGCAUCGUUUGCGGGCAGCGCUGAGAUAGCAGAGCUGGUUCUCAAUGCAGGCUGUCCUCUCUCAUAUGUAAAUAUGCAUGGAGACACGCCGCUACACAUCGCCGCACGAGAGGGAUACAUCGACUGUGUCACUUUGUUCCUUUCACGGGGCGCUGACAUCGACAUCAUGAAUAAGGAGGGAGACACUCCCCUUUCCCUCGCCCGCUGUGACACGCCAGUCUGGGUGGCGCUCCAGAUUAACAGGAAGUUGCGUAGAGGAGUAGCCAAUCGUGUCGUACGCACAGAGAGGAUCAUAUGCAGUGAUGUAGCACAAGGGUACGAGAACGUCCCGAUCCCGUGUGUAAACGGUGUGGAUGACGAAGGCUCCCCGUCCGACUACAAAUACAUUGCAGAAAACUGCGAAACAUCAACCAUGAACAUCGACCGCAACAUCACACACCUGCAGCACUGCAGCUGUACAGACGACUGCUCUUCCAGCGACUGUCUCUGUGGACAGCUAAGCAUCCGCUGCUGGUAUGAUAAGGAUCAUCGUCUCCUGCAGGAGUUUAAUAAAAUCGAGCCUCCUCUCAUCUUUGAAUGCAAUAUGGCUUGUUCCUGCCACAGAACCUGUAAGAACAGAGUCGUACAAGCUGGAAUCAAGGUUCGUUUACAGCUGUACCGCACAGAGAAGAUGGGUUGGGGCGUCAGAGCCCUUCAGGAUAUUCCACAAGGAAGUUUCAUCUGCGAGUAUGUUGGUGAGCUGAUCUCUGAUGCUGAGGCUGAUGUUAGAGAGGAUGAUUCGUACCUUUUUGACCUGGAUAACAAGGAUGGUGAAGUGUACUGUAUUGACGCCCGUUAUUAUGGCAACAUCAGUCGCUUUAUAAACCACCUGUGUGACCCCAACAUCAUUCCUGUACGCGUGUUCAUGUUGCAUCAGGAUCUGAGGUUUCCUCGCAUCGCAUUCUUCAGCUCCAGAGAUAUUUAUACUGGACAGGAACUGGGGUUUGAUUAUGGAGAUCGUUUCUGGGAUAUUAAGAGCAAGUACUUCACCUGUCAGUGCGGUUCAGAGAAAUGCAAACACUCAGCGGAGGCCAUCGCUCUGGAGCAGAGUCGACUCGCCCGUCUGGAGUCUUGUCCUGAUUCUGCUCCUGAAACUACACUUACUGUUUUAGGAAACUCAUGAAUCUCAUUACAUACAGUCUGAAAGUCUUUGUGUUUUUUAUGUUGUAUGACAAAUGCACACAUGUAUGGUUCACACGCGGAGUAUUUCAGAGGAGAUUUAAUUUGGUAUGAAAGUAAACGCAGUGUUUUUAGCUUUGAAUGAUUUCCUUACGCGAGGUGAAAGAGAAGAUAAUGAAUUAUUUUAUUGGCCUGAAUUUUAAAACACAAAUGCCAUUGUCAAAUAUCACCAGGAAGUUGUAUUCAGAUUGAAAAUAAAGAAUGGGAUUAUUAUGAAACAUUUGAGAUCAAACCAUCGGAUAAUUAAAAAUACUGUCUGUUUCUUUCAUAUACCAUGAGAUUAUGUUGCUUUGCUUUUUUAUAAGUGUAUUUCUUAUAAUAAAUACUAUUUGAUACAGAAGUGGCUUUUCCAUUGUGUAUUCAGAUAUAAUGCCUAAUGGUCAUUUAAUUCGGUUUUAUUUAAAACAGUUUACCAUGUUAAUCAUCUCAAAAUAUACCAUAAAAUAUUUAUCAUAGCAUAUUUAUU